AUGUCUUCAUAUCAGACAGCUCCAUAUACACAUUUCCAUGAACUAAUCGAUACAUGGACUAAACAUGCACAAUCAAUUGAAACACAAGCAAAAAAUCUAUCGGAAAAAGCACGUGUGCUUGGUACUCCAUCAGAUACGCCAGAAAUUCGAACAAGAUUAGAUGAAGAUGAACGACGUCUUCAUAAUCUUGCAACAAAAACAAAAACUGUAUUAAAAGAAUUAACUGAUGAAAUGAUAAAAAGAAAAAAAGAAUUAUCACGAAAUGAUUUAGAUAUGGUAACAAAAGUAAAAACUGCUAUGAAUAAUGCAUUGAAAAAUUAUGAAGAUGUUAUUACAAGUAUUAGCAAAAGACGUCAACAAUUUCAGCCUACAACUAAUGAUACACUAAUCGAUUUGGGAAAUGCAAAUCUUAGCGAAGAUGAUAUUCAUCAACGUUUACAAUUACAACAACAAAUGAAAAUAAAUAAUAAUUUAUUAGUUCAACAAAAUGAAGAACAGUUUGCUAUAGAAGAACAAGUACAACUUGUACAAGCUGAUGUUAUUGAAAUAAAUCAUAUGAUGCGUGAUAUUGGUGCUAUUGUUUCUGAACAAUCUCCAAUAAUUGCUAAUAGUGAACAAAAUGUUUCAGCAGCAAAUGAUCAUAUAAUUGCUGGUAAUCAACAAUUAUUAGGUGCAUCAAGACAUCAAAAAAAAUAUCGUAAAAAACUUUGUUGGCUUUUACUUAUCUUUCUUGUGAUUGCACUUAUUGUUGCUAUUGUUAUUAUUAUUAAAUUAAAAGCAUAA
Molecule: messenger RNA, 783 nt
Organism: Rotaria sordida
Lineage: Eukaryota; Metazoa; Rotifera; Eurotatoria; Philodinida; Philodinidae
Source: the annotation of a GenBank genome assembly